AUGAAUACAACCGGCGGGCUUUGUUGCGUCAGCUCAUCGACAUGCAAUACGAGCGCAACGACACGGAUUUUGGCUCGCGGUCGAUUCACCGUCAGGGGGGACACCCUGGAGAUUGUGCCGGCAUACGAGGAGUUCGUGGUUCGCAUCCAGUUUUUUGGUGAUGAAGUUGAACGCAUCCUGACGUUGGAUGGUUUGACCGGCGAAGUGCUCAACGAGCGUUCGGAAAUCGCCAUAUACCCAGCCAAGCAUUUCGUCACGAGCCGCGAAAAACUGGACGCGGCAUUAAUCGAUAUCGAAGCCGAAAUGCACGAGCAGGUGGAUUGGUUCCGACAACUUGGCAAGCCGCUGGAAGCGCAACGCCUGGAGCAGCGUACCCGCUACGACAUGGAGAUGCUGGACGAAACCGGUUUUUGCGCCGGGGUGGAAAACUACGCACGACAUUUGUCGCGCCGACCGUCGGGCAGCGCUCCAUGGACGUUGCUGGACUAUUUCCCCGACGACUUUCUCAUGUUCGUUGACGAAUCACACAUGACGCUUCCUCAAGUCCGGGGGAUGUAUAACGGCGACAUCGCGCGCAAGAAAACCCUGGUCGAAUUCGGUUUCCGCCUGCCGUCGGCGCUGGACAACCGACCGCUGCAUUUCCAGGAAUUUGAAGAGCACAUCAAUCAGGUAGUUUUCGUUUCCGCGACGCCGGGACCGGUGGAGAUGCAAAAAUCCAGCCUCGUCGUAGAACAGGUGAUUCGUCCCACGGGUUUGCUGGACCCCACCAUCGAAGUUAAACCCACCACCGGGCAGAUCGACGACCUGCUGCACGAGAUUCGUCAACGUAUCGAACAACAGGAAAGGGUGCUCGUCACCACGCUAACCAAACGGAUGGCUGAGGAGUUGGCGGAUUACCUGUCAGAAAUGGGCGUCCGCAACCACUACCUGCAUUCCGAUAUUGAAACGCUCAACCGGGUUGAGAUCCUGCGCGAUCUGCGGCUUGGUGUGUUCGACGUCGUCGUCGGCAUCAAUCUGCUGCGGGAGGGCCUUGACCUUCCUGAGGUCAGCCUGGUAGUGAUAUUGGACGCGGACAAAGAAGGGUAUUUGCGUUCCGAAACCUCGCUGAUACAAACCGUUGGACGAGCGGCGCGGCACUCGGCGGGCCAUGUCAUCAUGUAUGCCGACCGAACUACCGAUUCCAUGCGAAAAGCCAUCGACGAAACAUACCGGCGACGCGAGAUUCAACACUCCCAUAACCUGCAAAACGGCAUCGAACCGCAAUCCAUCCACAAGGCCGUGAAAGACAUUACCGAAGGUUUGCGGCGGGUGGCCGAGACAAAGGCGGCCUACCGAGUCGCCCGCGAAGAGAUGUCCCGCGACGAUAUGUACCGAGUGGUAAAAGAUCUCGAGUUUCAGAUGAAAGACGCGGCGCGCUCAUUGGAGUUUGAGAAGGCAGCCCACCUUCGCGACGAAAUGCUCGAAUUGAAAAAACUGCUCAUCACCGAAGAAAAAAUGAUGGCCGUCAGCUAG
Messenger RNA from Geodia barretti, 1512 nucleotides. The record is from the annotation of a GenBank genome assembly. NCBI's taxonomy places the organism in Eukaryota, Metazoa, Porifera, Demospongiae, Tetractinellida, Geodiidae.